AUGGCCUCUAGAAGAACAACCUCAAUCGCUAUCUUUCUUGUAUUGAACCUUGUUUUGUUUAAUUUUGCUUUCGCUACAAACUCGGCCCAAUCUCUUGACUCUUGCCCCUCAGAUGCCCUUGAGUUGAAUGUGUGCGCAGAUGUACUUGAUUUUGUUCACCUUCGCAUUGGAUCUUCUAAGAGGGAUUCAUGUUGUGGCAUUGUGGGUAACCUAAUUAGCCUUAAUGCUUCUACUUGCCUUUGCACCGCGGUUCAUGCCAACAUCUUAGGUCUUGUUAACCUCGACCUCAGUGUUGCUCUUAAUGCUCUUAUCAACUUUUGUGGUAGUGAGCUCCCUAAUGGCUUCCAUUGUCCUCCACUUCAGACUUAG
Messenger RNA from Chenopodium quinoa (quinoa), 369 nucleotides. Its product is annotated as putative lipid-binding protein AIR1. Lineage: Eukaryota; Viridiplantae; Streptophyta; Magnoliopsida; Caryophyllales; Amaranthaceae. The coding region runs from base 1 to 369 and encodes 122 amino acids. The record is from RefSeq and is a predicted model, not a curated record. The transcript has a single exon.